Messenger RNA from Lepus europaeus (European hare), 2811 nucleotides. RefSeq names its product ubiquitin like 3 (gene UBL3). The record is from RefSeq and is a predicted model, not a curated record. Gene Ontology annotation, molecular function: protein binding. NCBI's taxonomy places the organism in Eukaryota, Metazoa, Chordata, Mammalia, Lagomorpha, Leporidae. The transcript is spliced from 5 exons. The coding region runs from base 793 to 1146 and encodes 117 amino acids.
GGACGGGGAGGCGGAGGCAGAAGCGGAGCGCCGAGGGGCCGGAGACGAUGCGCCCGCGCCUCCGCCGCUGCCUGGAGGCGCUCGCGGCCUGAGCCCGGAGGGGCCGUGCGGUGUCCUGGCCGCCCUGCGCCCUGCCUCUCGGCCCGGGGCUUUCGCUUUGGCUCGCCGCGAGUUAAUGCCCUUGAGCUCGGCUCUGCGCGGCCCGGCUCUCCGCCCCGGCCGUUUCCCCGUGCGGCGGGGUCCGCGGCCGCUGGCCACUCAGGGCUCACGCGUCGAUGUGUAGCUACAUAGCUAUCUAUGUACAUCCACGCCGGGGCAUUUUUCUCCUGCUUAAUGAGGACUUGACUCGGGAGCGAGUGUGAAUCAUUGCCGGGGCUGGGAAAGGAGGAAGGCGGAUUUAACCCCCUCCCACCCCGCUCCAUGUCCGUGUGUCACUCGGCUCCGCUCACCUGGCGCGGCCGGUCCUAGGGCUGCUGCUGCUGACGACGACGACGACGGGGGCCGCCGCUGUCCCGAGAGCUUCCCCCCGCUCCUGCCGCCCGGCUCCUGGGGAUUGUUUCCUCUUCGCACGGAACCUCGGCCGGGCCAGCACGUUGGCUCCGAAAUAACUUCUUGUUUUUAUUUUUAUUUUUGGAAAGCACAUCGCGGACCAGUUGACAUCGCGAAGGGUUAUUUCUGCAGCUCGAAGACUUUUGGUCUUUUUGUUUGUUUAUAUUGUGUGUGUGUGUGUGGGGGGGUGUUUUGGGUUUUUUUUUUUUGGCGUAAACAUCCGAGUACAUACCAAACGGCAAGAUGUCCAGUAAUGUCCCGGCGGAUAUGAUAAAUUUGCGCCUCAUCUUGGUAAGCGGAAAAACAAAAGAGUUCCUGUUUUCUCCUAAUGAUUCUGCUUCUGACAUUGCAAAGCAUGUGUAUGACAACUGGCCAAUGGACUGGGAAGAAGAGCAGGUCAGCAGUCCAAAUAUUCUACGACUUAUUUAUCAAGGACGAUUUCUACAUGGAAACGUCACAUUAGGAGCAUUGAAACUUCCUUUCGGCAAAACGACAGUGAUGCAUCUGGUGGCCAGAGAGACGCUGCCAGAGCCAAACUCCCAAGGUCAGAGGAACCGCGAGAAGACAGGCGAGAGCAACUGCUGUGUGAUCCUGUAGCCGUGGGGCCAGAGACCUGGCGGCGUAGCCUGCCUGUGCAUCCCAGAGCUGAACUACUCACGGACUGUCGUCUUCGCUCGUGGAGCUAAAGAGAACCAGGAACAUUCUUCACUAUCAUUUCUUAUUUCUUGUAUUAUUGUUUGUGUUGAGCAGUUUUAAAAUAUAUUGGUUUUUGAAAGUAGUCAAUCUCCAGGAAGAAAGUUAACAAGUUCCCUCUCGUAGCAGAAACCACUUUGCUGCCACGAAAGUUUUCAUCACCAGAACUAACAAAUCAGGUGUUCCAAAUACAGUUUGCACUAAAAAAGAUUGACACUAUUUGCCUCAUCAGGAGAACUGAUAACAGUCUGUGGUACCUAGAAAUACGUACAGUUCCCCACGGGAAGACACCCAGCAGUUACUGAAGUUAAUUAAUGACUGGGCCAACUGGAGAGGGAAAAAUAUGGGAGAGGGAGUCACAUGCUGGGUGGAUCCAGCGUGCAGACUCAGGAUGCUGCCCUGAGUGUGACUUCUCCCUGCACUAAUGGAAACACAGAAACAAAACGUGCCUGUCGCUAAAGCGCUCGGGAGAGGGCUGACCAAACCAAGCUUUUCCUCAGCACGCGCACUGAGUCCUGGCUAGCAGAGUGCCUGCUGGGACAGCACAGGAAGGGGGGCGUGCACCUCUGAGCCUUCAUGUGGGAGGGGGUCCAGUUGCCCAGAGGCGGAAACAGAAAACCUCGUUGACUGAUCAGUUUUAUGUAUUUGAAUAUCAGCAAAUUGAAAUUGUCCUUAAUGCUUGCUCAUCUGUAACAGUGUCCCUGUGUCGGGCAUACUCAUUAGAGAGUUCAGGUGAAUUCUUGCCAUUCAAAGAUGCGCCUCCAUGAUACCUAGUUCUGUUUCUUUAUGUAGUUGCAUUGGGUAUCAGUGCUUGCAGUUGUAUUAAAAUCAAAAACUGAUUUUUUAGAGGCAUACGUGAUUAAGAAUGCCCUUUUAUUUUAUACCAAUAAUUUAAAGAUUGAUAUGCUAAAAACAAUUUGCACAGCACUAAAGCAUGAGCUAGUUUCAUCUAAACCUGUAAAAAUAUGAAAGAUUUUAUAUUUUUUCACUGGGAAGAAAUUCUUCCUGGAUGAAAUUACAAAUAAUAUGUAGAAUAUAUUUAAUAAAAGACUUAUAAAAUACCUAACUAUAGAACCUAAAUAUAGAUUGGCGUGUAGAAUAUAGAACAAUAAUCCGUAUAAAUAACUUUAGCCUUUUUAAAAAUGAAGUUGCAGGCUGACAUUAUGUUCUGUCCUUCUAAGAAGUGUCCAUGACCCUUACAAACAUUAAGUGUAAAUGGUUUCAGAUGGUCAGCUUUGUUUAAAUGUAAUCAGGUUAUUUUAUUCAUUGUUAAUGCUUUGAUGCAAAGGCUUUAUAUGCAGUAGAUCUACGAAGAUACUGUUCAUACUGAUCAGAAUUAAAUUUGUAUAGAGCAGAGUUUUAAAACGAAUGUAAAUAGCACUAAACAUUUUCUUUCUGCAACCUGUACUUAUAGAUUCUUUAUGUAAACUAAAUAAAAAAUAUUGUAGUGCAUUUUGGUGGUAAUUUUAAAGGUUUUGAUUAGGUUAAUUGUUUAAUGCAGCGUCUCAUCCAUGUUUUCUAGUUUUAUUUCUGAGUCUUUAAAAUUCAUUAAAUUAAUAUUCUAUUCUU